This is a messenger RNA of Adineta ricciae, 2850 nucleotides long. The record is from the annotation of a GenBank genome assembly. NCBI's taxonomy places the organism in Eukaryota, Metazoa, Rotifera, Eurotatoria, Adinetida, Adinetidae.
AUGUCGGCAGUAGUUAGUGAUAUAAUCUCGGCUGCUGGAACGAGCAGUAAUCGUUAUCCAUCGUUAGAUUUUGUUUCGACUUCGAGUCCACACGAUGAAUAUGAACUUAUCCAGCGAAUUGGAUCGGGAACUUAUGGAGAUGUUUAUAAGGCAAGACAUAUUCCAACGGCAUCAAUGCGUGCUCUAAAAGUGAUUAAACUUGAAGCAGGUGAUGAUUUUAAUAUAAUUCAGCAAGAAAUACUGAUGAUGUUACAAUGCAGUCAUCCAAACAUCAUCGCCUAUUUCGGAAGUUAUUUAAAACGAGAUAAAUUAUGGAUUGCCAUGGAGCUGUGUGCAGGUGGUUCUAUGCAAGAUAUCUACCAUGGUGCGGAAAAUGAUUAUUUCGCUUGUUUUUAUAUACCAAAGUUUUGUUUUUCAUUAGUUUAUGGACCGCUUGGUGAAUUGCAAAUAGCAUAUAUUCUAAGAGAAACACUGAAAGGUCUAGAUUAUCUUCAUAAAAAUGGUAAAAUGCAUCGAGAUGUAAAAGGUGCAAAUAUUUUAUUAACUGAUGAUGGAAAUGUGAAAUUAGCUGAUUUUGGUGUUGCUGCAAGUAUUACUGCGACGAUCUGUAAACGAAAAUCAUUCAUUGGUACACCAUAUUGGAUGGCACCGGAAGUAGCAGCCGUUGAACGUAAAGGCGGCUAUAAUCAUUUAUGUGAUAUUUGGGCAGUUGGAAUAACUGCUAUUGAAUUUGCUGAAUUACAACCUCCCAUGUUUGAUUUACAUCCCAUGCGCGCUCUAUUUUUAAUGUCUAAAUCGGGCUUUAAACCUCCGACAUUGAAGGACAAAAUGAAAUGGACAUUGACCUUUCAAAAUUUUAUCAAAUAUGCGUUGACGAAAAAUCCCAAGAAAAGACCAUCUGCAGAGAAAUUACUCGAACAUCCAUUUUUUCAAGCGAAUUUAACAGCAUCAAUUGCACGUGAUUUGUUAGAUCGAUUGCACAAUGGUGCAACCAGUAAUCAAAUAGCAGACGAAGAUGAUGAUGAUAAAAAUAAUCUUCAUGUACCACGAAAGAUUACAUCAAACAAAGACAAAUCUACUAAGUCAUCAUCGAGUUCUCGCGCAAUCUUAACAAAUAUCAACCAACCACCUCUCAUUCGUAGCUCCAUUCUUAAUGACUCUAUUCAAUCACAAACCAAUGGAACUGUUUCUUCAAAAACUGAUACGAAUUCUUCUGUAGAUAUCAAUGAAACUGGACUAUUGGAUUCAUUCCUGGACGAAUUAUCCCGACGUGGACACGUGCCACCUUCGUCACGCAAUAAAGACAAUGGCAAUUCCGAACAUAUACAGCGACUGAAAUCGUUGGGUUUAGCGGAUGAAGAUAUUCAACGAUUGAUGUCAAAACUACCGCUGAGUGCAUUUGAUGAUUUAGCGUUGAAUGAAAUCAAACAUAUCGUUGAUGUAAUGCGGGAUGCUGAUGUCGAGGAAAAUGAAGUCGAAGAAGAGGAAGGAACCGCGGAUAAUACAAACACGAUUAAACGCUCGCCAUUCCAAAUAACAUUUCCGUCCAAAUCGAGUAAAACAAAGAAAAAAGAACAACAGAAUGCAUAUGAAAAUAUUGACACGAACAACAAUACAUUAAAAUUGAAAAGUGACGAUGGUACAUUGAAAUCGAAACAAGAGAAAUCAACUGGAUCGUCGACUCUAUCCAAUGGGAUACCAAGUGUACCCAGAGUACAUAUGGGUGCUGGAUUUAUGAAAAUAUUCAAUGAAUGUCCACUAGAAAUUCAUGCCAGUUACUGUUGGAUUAACAAUGAAACGAGAGAUCAAAUAGUAUUAAUUGCUGCCGAAGAAGGUGUCUAUUCGUUGAAUCUCAAUGAACUUCACGAUGCCACAUUAGAAUUGUUAUAUCCAAGAAGAACGACUUGGUUAUUUGUUAAAGACAAUAUUCUUUGGUCCAUCUCAGGAAAAUCCAAUACACUGUAUCGUCAUGAUCUGCAUCUGUUGUUCCAUAAUAAAAGCACGGCACGAUUAUCUCUCCAACUAAACAAAAUUCAAUUUCCACAAAAGUUCGAGAAAUUGAUGCCCAAAAAAUUGGUCACAUCAGUUAAAGUCAAUAAUACUCGAGGGUGCAUACGUUGUUGCGUUGGACGAAAUCAAUUCAAUGGUUUUAUUUAUCUUGCUGGCAUGUCGACCAAUGAAGUUUUCCUUAUGCAAUACUAUGAUCCAUUGCGGAAAUUUAUGCACUUAAAAACGGUCUCGAUGUCAAUUCCUGCUGAACCACCGAUAUUCGAAAUGAUCUUUUUACCAGAAAAUCAAUAUGCAAUUGUGUGUAUCGGUGUCAGUAAAAGUAAAUCUCCUACAAAUGCAUAUAGAUUUGCAUCGGUGAAUUUUGAAACAGAAAAAAUGGAAAACUAUCAUGAUGUUCAAAUACUUUCCGAUGUGUCUCAUAUUAUUCAACAUGAAAAAGAUGCGGAUACAAUAUUGAUUUGCCACGGAAAUGAUGUAAAUAUUGUUAAUGCUCAAGGUAAACCUCGGACAAGUAAACGAACACCGGCCGAACUUCAUUUCGAUUGUGAAGUUCGAUCUUUGGUCUGCUUACAAGACAGUGUUCUUGCCUUUCAUGAACAUGGCAUGCAGGGACGAAGUUUAAAAGACAAUGAAGUAACGCAAGAAAUAAACGAUCAAACUCGAUCCUUCCGAGUCAUUGGUAGCGAUCGAUUAAUUGUCUUACAAAGUCGUCCAUCUUUAUCUUCAAAGUCUUCCGACACAGACGAUCAUCUUUCACAAUCUAUGAGCGCAUUGACAACAAGUCCAUUCUCAUUCUCUCCAUGCGAUUUACACAUAUUAAUGGGCCACGAAAAUACUUAA